This is a messenger RNA of Paramecium tetraurelia, 552 nucleotides long. RefSeq lists its product as uncharacterized. Gene Ontology annotation, biological process: deoxyribonucleotide biosynthetic process. Gene Ontology annotation, molecular function: ATP binding; ribonucleoside-diphosphate reductase activity, thioredoxin disulfide as acceptor. Gene Ontology annotation, cellular component: ribonucleoside-diphosphate reductase complex. The transcript has 4 exons. The record is from RefSeq and is a predicted model, not a curated record. NCBI's taxonomy places the organism in Eukaryota, Ciliophora, Oligohymenophorea, Peniculida, Parameciidae.
AUGGAUCAAGAUCCUGAUUAUUCUUUUGAACAUUUAUAAGAGUUAGCAAAAUAAAAAAAUAUAUCAUAUGUUUUAAAAAGAGAUGGAGGAAAAUAAAAUAUUGAUAUUUAGAAAAUAGCAGAAAGAUUAUAAAAUUUAGCUUCAAACCUAUAGCAUAUCAAUAUAAACUUAAUAAUGUGGAAGGUUAUUCAAGGAAUGUAUGAGGGAAUAACAACUGUAUAAUUAGACAAUUUGGCGGCAGAAACAUGUGCUUAUAUGAAUUUGGUUCAUCCUCAAUAUUCUUUAUUGGCUGCAAGAAUAGCAGAAACAAGUGAAUCCUUUAGUGAAGUGGCAAUAAAAUUGCAUUCUUUCACAGAUAAAUACGGUAGACCAGCUCCAUUGAUUGCAGAUGAUGUCUAUAAAAUAAUAAUGGACAAUAAGGAUAUCAUUCAAAAAGAGAUAAAUUAUGAAAGAGAUUAUCAAUAUGACUUUUUUGGCUUUAAGACUUUAGAAAGAAGCUAUUUACUAACGAUUAAGGCAAGAAGCCAAUAGAAAGGCCUUAAUAAUUGUUGA